Molecule: messenger RNA, 1654 nt
Organism: Theileria parva strain Muguga
Lineage: Eukaryota; Apicomplexa; Aconoidasida; Piroplasmida; Theileriidae
Exons: 12
Coding region: 1-1578 (525 amino acids)
Source: RefSeq, a predicted model, not a curated record
AUGAAUGUUUUGUUCAUUUUAUACAUUUACUUAAAUGUUUCUUGCUAUUCAUUAAGGAUUCCUAGAGAUUUAUUCAGUACAGACUUAUAUUUAUCUGCUUAUAAUGGAUUAUUUAUUUUUUCAUUUUUGAAUUCGAAAAAUAUUUUACAAACAUCGCAAAAUAGUUAUAGAACUUUUAAAAGUUUUAAUGUUCCCCCGCCCGGUUCAAGGAUAGAAUUUGAGUUAAAUCGCAUUAAAAUAGAUCCUCUCAACAAUAGUCCAUGGGAAUAUGAAGUUGCAAUUGUUGAUUCUUACCAAAAGGGUAAAAACAUUUCUUACCGAUUUUUAAAAAACGACUGGGGAUAUUUAGAUCACACUGAUGAUCCAAACCAACCUUCAGGUGUUAUUGAGGGUGGUCCUCAGAAUUAUGAGGGUAAGGGUUUACAGUUGAAGGGUGGAAAGGAUAGGCAAAGAACUGAGUAUUUGCCAUAUUAUCUGGACCACGGUGUUCAUUUCAGACAGAGGGUUGAGAUGGGUCAAAUUUCCUACGACAUUAGUCCAAUCGCUUGUCAAGAUAUAGCCUUCUAUGAGACCGAUUUGGAUUUGGAGAGAAAGCAAUGGGGAAGUUGGCAUCAACCAAAGGUAAAUAAACUUGGUUAUAUGCGUUCUGCAUUUCGAUCACACAUAAGAAUUGAAAACCCUACUGAAUUAGCGUAUCCUUGGAUUAAAAGAUUUGAUCUUUUCGAGAGAGUACCUUUACAUCGAGAAAGACCUAGCACUAUCAUACCUACUCCCGAUCCCGAUUGUCUUUUCUCGGCUCUGGAUUGUUUUUCCGGAUAUAUUCCAGAUUUUGAUUUACCCACAGUUGAGCAAUGUCUUGUGAAUCAGAAGAAGUUAUUGAAGGAGUGGUCGAGGCUUGAGAAGUUGUAUAACAAGAGUCCUGAUGUCAAAUUACUACAAGAUAUUAAGGACAUUAAGUUUGCUUUGUUUGGAAUACGUGAUUUUUCUGAUUCUGAGGAUGAAAUGCUUAAAAUCGUAACCAACAUUGCUUUAUCUCGUGCUAGAAUGAUGCUACAACUUCAAGCAAAUGAUUGGAGGAAAGACCCAGAGACUAUAGAAUAUUAUAUAACUAGGAUAGAAGAGGGUGAAGUGGAUCCCAGCAGUGACUAUCAAGGCCCUGAAAAGACUGUAGCUUUGAAUCUGGUCAAUUACAAACCAAUGAGUAGGAAGUUUAAUGCCCACACCAGCAUUGAGGAGAUGGCUGAAACUUACCACAGGCUCAUUACUGAGAAUCGCAGAGAAGGUCGUGUUCACACAAGAACUGAAAUUACACCCUCUGAAGAGAAUACAUUCUAUCCUCUAAGAAAACAACGGAGAAAAUUUCCGGCUUUAGAGGCUGAAUAUAGGCCGAUUUGGACUAAUAGAAGUUACGGGUCUGAGUUUGGUGAUGCUUUAAGAACGUCACAGAAAAUACCCGAGGAAGCGUUAACUGAGUUCGGAAGACCUUUGAAGAAGAGGAAACGUAAAUUCACCAAGGAUGAACGAAAGAGUAAUUUCAGAGACGACUAUUCCACUUUUGAACAUGAAUAUAAUUACUGAUAUACGAAAUUGAUGAUAUUCAAAUAAUUCAUGCUAAUUUUUAUUCUGGUAUAAUUUAAAGAUUUUGUCAAUUUUU